CUUGAACGUCUCCUCGAUCUCCGUGAUGCUCGUGUCCUUCUCCACCACCAGGAAAUUGGGCUUCCGGUUCUUGUUCAGCUCUCCGAUCCCGCCGAGCAGGAAGCCCGUGCAGGUGUCCUCGUCGCCGAUGACAGCGAUCAGUUUUCCGCGGCCCGCCAUCACCGGAGCUGCUCGUUCGGUUCCGCACAGAUCAGUCGGUCAUGUGAGCGGUUCCGUCAGAGGUCACGUGAGGAGUCACGCGGAAAGAAAAACCGGAAGUCAGCUGCAGUUUGUGCAAACGGCAGCGAAGAAGAAGAAAAAUGACCACGGCGGCGCUGACGGCGGGUCUGGACCGGAUCCCGGACCAGCUCGGGUACCUGGUCAUCAGUGAGGACGGAGUCCUGGCCGUGAGUCUUCACAGGGCGGAGCCUGACAGACCCUCACCUGUCCAGUCUGCAGGUGAGCUGGAGAACGAUGAACACACAGCCGGAGUCAUCAUGCAGAUGGUUCGGACCGCCUGUCGCUUCAGGUUAUCAGGAUCAGCCGAAGCCCCCUUCAAGCGCAUGUCAGUGAUCCUGGACGACUUUGUUUACGUGGCGACCAUCUCGGGUCAGAAAGUGUUCGUGGUGAAACGUCAGAACAACCAGCACCAGGCCGUCUGCGCGUAGGGCGGAGCCUCAGCGUGGAGGGCGGAGCCUCAGCGUGGAGGGCGGAGCCUCAGGAGGAGGACUGUUCUUGGUUAUUUCUGUAAAUAAAGUUUGUAAACA
Molecule: messenger RNA, 746 nt
Organism: Austrofundulus limnaeus
Lineage: Eukaryota; Metazoa; Chordata; Actinopteri; Cyprinodontiformes; Rivulidae
Gene: lamtor4
Product: late endosomal/lysosomal adaptor, MAPK and MTOR activator 4
Biological process (GO): positive regulation of TOR signaling; cellular response to amino acid stimulus
Cellular component (GO): Ragulator complex; lysosome
Molecular function (GO): guanyl-nucleotide exchange factor activity
Source: RefSeq, a predicted model, not a curated record